CCUGCUUCCGUGCGCCCGCUGUGGGCUCUGCCCGCCUGACUUAGCUCGCGGGCUCUCUCCGGUGCUAACGUCUUGUUUUCCUGGUUAUAUCUCCCUCACUCUUUCCGCUCUCCUUCUUUCAAAGUUCAGCAUGCAGAAAAAAGCUGCCUCCUCACAGGGGUUCCUGCCGAGCUUCCCACGUUUCGCCACGCAGGCCAUCCACGCGGGCCAGGAUCCGGAGCAAUGGAGCUCCCGGGCUGUGGUGCCCCCCAUCUCGCUGGCCACCACGUUCCAGCAAGAGGCGCCGGGCCGGCACUCGGGUUUUGAGUAUAGCCGUUCUGGAAAUCCCACCAGGAAUUGCCUGGAAAAAGCAGUGGCAGCCUUGGAUGGGGCUAAGUACAGUUUGGCCUUUGCUUCGGGUGUAGCAGCCAUUGUGACUAUUACCCAGCUUUUAAAAGCAGGAGACCAAAUUAUUUGUAUGGAUGAUAUGUAUGGAGGUACUAAUGAGUACUUCAGGAAGGUGGCAUCUGAAUUUGGAUUAAAGAUUUCUUGUGUUGAUUGUUCCAAAAUGAAAUUGCUAGAGGCAGCAAUUACACCAGAAACCAAGCUUGUUUGGAUUGAAACCCUCACAAACCCCAGCCUGAAGAUGAUUGACACUGAAGCCUGUGCACAUAUUGUCCAUAAGCAUGAAGACAUUAUUUUGGUUGUGGAUAACACUUUUAUGUCAGCAUAUUUCCAGCGGCCUUUGGCUCUGGGAGCUGAUAUUUGUAUGUAUUCUGCAACAAAAUACAUGAACGGCCACAGUGAUGUUUUAAUGGGCUUAGUGUCUGUUAAUUCUGAAAGCCUGCAUGAUAGACUUCGUUUCUUACAGAAUUCUCUUGGAGCAGUUCCAUCUCCUGUUGACUGUUACCUCUGCAAUCGAGGUCUGAAGACUCUGCAACUCCGAAUGGAGAAGCAUUUCAAAAAUGGAAUGGCGGUUGCCCAGUUUCUGGAAUCAAAUCCUCGGGUAGAAAAGGUUAUUUAUCCUGGGCUGCCCUCUCAUCCGCAGCAUGAGUUGGCAAAGCGUCAGUGCACCGGUUGUCCGGGGAUGGUCACAUUUUAUAUUAAGGGCACACUUCAACAUGCUGAGACUUUCCUCAAGAACCUAAAGGUAUUUAUUCUGGCUGUGAGCUUGGGAGGAUGUGAAAGUGUUGCUGAGCUUCCGGCUACUAUGACUCAUGUAUCAGUGCCUAAGAAGGACAGAGAUAUCUUUGGAAUUACCGACACAAUGAUUCGACUCUCUGUGGGCUUAGAGGAUGAAAAAGAUCUACUGGAAGAUCUAGAUCAAGCUUUGAAGGCAGCACACUCUCUGAGUGGAAGUUGCAACUAGUAUUCCAGAGCUGCUAUUACAAGCUGCUUCCUGAGAAGAUCAAAUCUUCUGAAUAAUUUAAUGGAUGAUUAAUGAGUUUUCACAAAAUUUUCAAGUGAAAAUGUUAAUUUUCGCUUGAAAGCCAACUGGAUUGAUAAGGAAAACCCACAUCAGCCGCCUGAGACCCCUACCCCUCUCGGCAUCAGCAUAAUACUAAGCUAUUACCUGGCGUAGCAGCAUAACACUAAACCUAUUACCUGGCACAUCAACUAACCUA
Lemur catta (Ring-tailed lemur) is the source of this 1604-nucleotide messenger RNA. RefSeq names its product cystathionine gamma-lyase-like. Gene Ontology annotation, cellular component: cytoplasm. The record is from RefSeq and is a predicted model, not a curated record. Gene Ontology annotation, biological process: transsulfuration. The coding region runs from base 131 to 1348 and encodes 405 amino acids. Gene Ontology annotation, molecular function: cystathionine gamma-lyase activity; pyridoxal phosphate binding. Lineage: Eukaryota; Metazoa; Chordata; Mammalia; Primates; Lemuridae. The transcript has 13 exons.